Salvelinus namaycush (lake trout) is the source of this 1473-nucleotide messenger RNA. It is a transcript of the gene mmp21, whose product is annotated as matrix metallopeptidase 21. The record is from RefSeq and is a predicted model, not a curated record. Bases 127 to 1473 code for a protein of 448 amino acids. The transcript has 8 exons. NCBI's taxonomy places the organism in Eukaryota, Metazoa, Chordata, Actinopteri, Salmoniformes, Salmonidae. Gene Ontology annotation, biological process: proteolysis; collagen catabolic process; extracellular matrix organization. Gene Ontology annotation, cellular component: extracellular matrix. Gene Ontology annotation, molecular function: metalloendopeptidase activity; zinc ion binding.
GGGCGUAACUUUGGAAAAGAGCCUUUAUAUUUUGGUUGAGGACAAGAUUCGCUCUUCAGUGGGUCAUUAUCUCUCUCUCCCCCCCAGCAAACUGACCCGUGUCAAGACACACCGCAACAACCCACGAUGCUGACUUUACUCCAGCUGAUAAAUGUAUUAUUGUUGACCAGCAUUGGCUCCACUGAUGCAGAGAAACUCUUCCACAGUCGGGAUCAUUCCGAUCUACAGAUCUCCUCCUCUCACCAGGCUGAGUUCAUAACAGACAAGGAUACUGCAGAGCUCUUUCUCUCAAGGUAUGGCUUCAUAAGACCAGUGAACUGGGAGGAGCUCCAGUUUGAAGAAUCAACAGGCAUUUCUAACGAUGAAGACUUUCCUGGCGAGGAAGACCUAUCUGGGAUACAGGAGGGAGACUCAUCGUUGUCACGUGCAGAGACUGAUGAUGACGAUGAUGAUGAAGACUCUCCAAAUCCCACUGAAAGCCAAGCCUUCAUCUCAGCUCUCAGAGAGUUCCAGAUGGUGUCCGGCUUGUCUGUCACAGGGCUGUUUGAUGACGCCACCAAGGCUGCCAUGAACAAGCCUAGAUGUGGGGUCCCGGAUAAGGAGACUGAUGAUGCUACUGAUGAAGUACACAACUCCACCAACUCAGCACUUGGAAUCAACACAGACACCUCGCAUGACAGACCUCAUCAGCAUCAGAUCCGCAUGGCCUCACUGCUGUCUAAGCGGAGGCAGAAGAGACAUGUGGGGAAACGUGCAUGGGGAAACAUGGCAUUCUCCAAAAUGGUGCUGAAGUGGAGGCUGAUAGGGGAGGGUUACAGCAGUCAGCUGACCAUACAGGACCAGAGGCAUAUCAUCAGCCUGGCCUUCAGGAUGUGGAGCGAGGUGUGUCCUCUGGAGUUUGUAGAGGACACGUCCUCUCCCCUGGAGUUUGUAGACAUCAGCCUGGGUUUUGGUACAGGGAGACACUUGGGAUGCAACCAGAAGUUCGAUGGUACUGGCCGAGAGUUUGCUCACGCCUGGUUCCUGGGAGACAUUCACUUUGAUGACGAUGAACAUUUUACUGCACCGAACACUGGCAGUGGGAUCAGCCUGCUCAAAGUGGCAGUGCAUGAGAUAGGCCACGUCCUGGGCCUGCCUCACGUCUACAGUACUGGCUCCAUUAUGCAACCCAGUUACCUGCCCCAGGAAUCAGGCUUCGAGAUCAACUGGAUGGACAGGAAGGCCAUACAGCACCUCUAUGGGGACUGUAAGGGCCAGUUCAACACAGUGUCUGAUCCAGAGGGUCUGAUGCAGUCGCUAGAGGAGCUGGAUUACCUCGCGGCAUUGGACGACAAUGGGAACCUAUCAGAGAUCGGGAUCAUAAUCUCUGAGUUGCCAUUGGACGCUCAGAUGGCCAAGGCUCUGCUGGCGUCCUGUGAGUUUGAUUGUGUGAACGAGGCGGUGACCAUCGCAGCUAUGCUAUCAGGUAUGUAG